CUAUAUAUCGGGUGAGAGGUGUGCAAAUAUCAAUUUUGACUCGAAUUCCAAGCCCUUUUGCACCAAAGCCGUUUAUGAAACAACCGAUCUCCCGCUCACUGACUGGCCGGGUAGAUCAUCAUUUUCAUAACAUAAUCUCUCCUUCUUCUCUCACUCAAACUCUCUUCUCUAUCUUUUAAAUCCCAUGUCAUAGUGUUUGAUCCUGCUCCUGUCGUCAAUCCCAUGAUGUCAAACCCAUUGGAGAGGUACCAAAAACUGGGAUUGAGUGAAUCUCUGCCGAGAAUCUACCGAUACCCAAUAGCCUGCAAAGAGCUCAGCUUCAUUCUGAGAGGCGCUUACAACAAACUACCCAAAAAAUUGCAAUCCCUUAUCUUCCAAGACACCCUCACCGCCUUCCGUCUCCUUCCUGAAAUGCAGAUACACACCGCUGUUUCAGCCGCCCAUAUUCUCCAUCAGAGUGCAGAGGCUGCGUUGCCGAAGCAGAAGAGAAAUCUGGCUAUUAAAGAAUUUAAGCAUGCAAUGGUUGCUCAUAAGAGGCGCUAUAAAGCCCGCCAGGAAGAAAACGGUUCUGCACGACUGCCACAAGAUAUUCUUGUGCACAUCUUCAGUUUUCUAGAUCUGCAAUCUUUAGUUUCAGUUGGACUAGUCUGCUGGUCGUGGAACAUAGCAGCAAGUGAUGACCAUCUGUGGCAGUUGCAAUAUGCUUCCGUUUUUAGUAAUUCUGAUAAUUGUUUGAAGAGUAAGGGACAUCAGAUUGGUAGACCAGUUGAAGAUGAAGAAUUUAGAUUUUUAGAGCAUAUGGAUACAAGAAGCAGUAUUGACUGGAGAGAGGCCUUUAAAAGAGCAUAUAUAGGCAAUGCGACAAAGAAUUUAACAGCUAGUAGGGGAUACUGUGAACACUGUGACACUAUAGUUUGGCUCAAUAACUUAAAAUGCUCCAAUGGACAUCAUGGACUAAAUUCUGAAAAUCGGCAGAUAAAGCGUGUAUCGCCAUGCCAGGUUGUGGAGUAUAUUUUGGAUGAUUCAUUAAAAUUCAUAUCUUCCUCAGAUAGUGAUAGUGAUUCAGAUGGAGGGUCAAUUUCCAGGUUAUGGGCCUAUCCAAGACACAUGGCAGAAGCCUUCCAUUAGGAAGUAAAUAGGUGGAGUCAUUUCAUUUAUAGCAUAUUCAGUAUAAUGAAUGUCCGUCCUAGUGAAGAUAUUGUACAGAACUGAUCAAUGGGGACAGAUUCCUAAUUCUCAAAAAAAAAAAGUCCAUCUACACAUGAAACUUUUAUCCUCCCUUCAUCCCCCUUUGAUAAUAAAAAUCAAUUUUUUUAAGAAAAAGCGGGUGAUAAAAGGAGGAUGAGAGUCUCAUCUUUAGCAUUUCCAAAAAAAAAUAGGCUCGGUAGGAUUGGGGUGGAAAAGGAGGGACUCGGGUUGUUUCUACAGGGAUCAGAAAUUCUGAAGAUUAAUGAAGAUAAUUACUGUAUUUGUGCCA
Messenger RNA from Alnus glutinosa, 1477 nucleotides. RefSeq names its product F-box protein At5g52880. NCBI's taxonomy places the organism in Eukaryota, Viridiplantae, Streptophyta, Magnoliopsida, Fagales, Betulaceae. The transcript is spliced from 6 exons. The coding region runs from base 223 to 1128 and encodes 301 amino acids. Gene Ontology annotation, molecular function: protein binding. The record is from RefSeq and is a predicted model, not a curated record.